AUGGAUGUAAUAAGCCCGCUACAAGUACCCUCUGAUGCUGGGGUCAGCCCCUCAUCGUGGGUGACUGCCAACCGCAACAAUGAUCUCGUGGAAAGCGCGACGACCUCGGCAACGACGCCCUCAAAUGCUGGGUCGAAUGACCCGCGAUCACCGCCGGCCAAGCGCCGUAGAGAAGAAAGAGAAAGGACCAGGGUUAGCAGAGCGUGUGAUAGAUGUAAGAAAAAGAAGACGCGGUGCACGGGUCGAUGUCCAUGUACCCUCUGUCUACGCGCUGGUCUAUCUUGUGAAUACACCGCACAGUACACUCGCGGAAGACUGCCAUCAGUCAUGGUUGACGAGGCUGCUAUGACGGCAGCUUCCAAAGCAGGCAACACGAUGCUAAACACCGUGCCCGUUGAGGAUAAUCCACUCCGCGAUUUACCUUCCUUUCAGUAUGCAGGGAAUGGCCUCAGCACGCCCUCGGCGCAUGAUCGCCCAAUUCUGGAGAGAGUGAACCGAGUGAAUGGCAACCAUGAGGACUCCAACCGUGACCCUCCAUCGAGGACUUCUCCAGAGCCAGCACAGGCGCAAACAGACUCGCAAGGACACUAUGUUGGCUCUUCGUCUGGCGUAUCGUUUCUGAUCCGCAUACAGAAACGACUGCACCAGAACACGCCCACACCCCAGGACUCGUCCAUAUUUGCGUGGGGGGAUUCGCCGUUGCCGGAAUUCGACCCCACCUUCUUCGUGCUGCCUCCCAAACCCGAUGCACAGCGGCUGGUGGAGAGGUACUUUGAUUACGCAGCCCCAACACACCGCUUUAUACAUCGACCUACUAUCGAGAGGUGGGUUCAUGAGUUUUACGAGACGCGGGGUGACAUGCACGCAAAGGAAGACGCAGCCGCGAAGACAGCCUUGCUGCUCAUAGUGUUUGCUCAAGCGCAAGCAUACAUGCCACCUGGUAGCACGACACGGGAGAACAGUGCACGCUACUUCUUCGCGGCCGAGCAUCAACUCUCCAAAGAGCGAGGUGCUGUCCGUCUGGCAAGUGUCCAAGCACGACUUUUGCAAUGCUUUUACCUACUCACACAAUCACGCAUCAACCACUGUUGGUCUCUUUUCGGGACAACUGCGCAUCUGGCGCUUGCCAUCGGACUGAACCGCGGGAGAAGAUAUGAUCCCUCGGGUACUGUUGAUUACGUGGAGCUAGAAAGCCGGAGACGAACGUUCUGGGUUGCGUACUCGCUGGACAAGUAUCUUUCAGCGGCUCUAGGACGACCACGAACGUACAAGGACGAAGACAUCGACCAGGAGCUACCCACUGUCGUCAACGACUCGGAUCUGCACCCGCAAUACAUAUCGCCAUCCACCUCAAAGUCGCCAUCGCACAUGAUGGCACCUGUAGAGCACAUCAAACUUACACGUAUAGUCUCUCUCGUUCUGAGGGACCUCUAUCCCAUCCGGCCCCCUUCUCUCGCUCUCCGAAUCGAACUGUCCGCGAAGUACACAAAAGAGCUCGACAUCUGGCGGGCCGCGCUGGGCCCUUUCCUCGACGCCGCCGGCAUCGAAUCAUCAUUGUUAAUCCCAAUUUACCAACGCCAACGCGGGGUGUUGAACCUUGCCUACUACCACGCCAUGCUGCUGAUCCACCGACCGUUCCUGUUGUCCAACUUUGCGAACUUGACGGGGAUAAGGAGCCAUCCGAGUUAUCAGGCGCCGGCGGAUACGAGUGCGAAUAUAGCAUCGUGCCUGGAUGCGGCGAUGAACAUUGUGCGGGUUGUGGAUGAUGUCUUCACAAGCUCGAACCUGUUCCGGGCGUUCUGGUUCACGCAGUACUACGCCUUCUGCGCCGUGGUCGUGCUGUACAUAUACCGAAUCCGGCAACACCUUCUGACCCCAGGGCAAUGCGAGGAGUACUUUGACGCGGGGCAAAAGUGUCAGAGACAGUUGGAGAGCAUCAGCGAGACUGACUGUUUGGCGCGGCGUUACUGUGUGGUGCUCGAGGAGCUCAGGUUGGAAGCGAUGAGGCAAACCAAUCAUCAGAAUCGUUCUGGCGGGAUCCCGAGGACGGCGCCGCUACCUGUGCCUGGCACUGCGGUUACGCAGCAGGACCAGGCCAGCUCGACAGUGCUACCACUCCCGGAGACGAGGCCGCAGAAUGGCGCGAGUCCGGACUUGACUGCAUCGUUCUACAACAAUGUGCCGCAGACGCCGGACAGUACCGUUUUCAACUCGAGCUACCUGCCGUCGAACAGUGUCAUGGCAGAUUUGACAAGCUGGGGCCAAUUCGACAGUCUAGUUACCGCAGGGAUAGGCAUUUUCGACGGCGGGUUUCAAGAUGACAAUUUUGGGCUCGGGUUCAAUCUGUAA
Ascochyta rabiei is the source of this 2349-nucleotide messenger RNA. RefSeq lists its product as uncharacterized. Bases 1 to 2349 code for a protein of 782 amino acids. Lineage: Eukaryota; Fungi; Ascomycota; Dothideomycetes; Pleosporales; Didymellaceae. Gene Ontology annotation, cellular component: nucleus. The transcript is spliced from 3 exons. Gene Ontology annotation, molecular function: sequence-specific DNA binding; zinc ion binding; DNA-binding transcription factor activity, RNA polymerase II-specific. The record is from RefSeq and is a predicted model, not a curated record. Gene Ontology annotation, biological process: positive regulation of transcription by RNA polymerase II; DNA-templated transcription.